Messenger RNA from Photinus pyralis (common eastern firefly), 4498 nucleotides. RefSeq names its product serine/threonine-protein phosphatase 6 regulatory ankyrin repeat subunit B-like. Gene Ontology annotation, biological process: protein ubiquitination. The record is from RefSeq and is a predicted model, not a curated record. The coding region runs from base 139 to 4104 and encodes 1321 amino acids. Gene Ontology annotation, molecular function: protein binding; ubiquitin-protein transferase activity. Gene Ontology annotation, cellular component: cytoplasm. Lineage: Eukaryota; Metazoa; Arthropoda; Insecta; Coleoptera; Lampyridae. The transcript is spliced from 2 exons.
AUUUACGAUCGGUGUUUCCCGCUUGCAAAAAAUGAUGAUAAGAUUAGAACUUUCAUGGUUCAGUAGUUUUUCCUCAAACAUUGUAAGUUUCGUCUACACAGUGACAGCAUCUAACCGAGAUUGUAGUCGAGUUGCAAUAUGAAAACAGCCAUUGCAAUAAUUUCGGUUCUACUUUUUACCAAGAGUCAUGGUGAAGCACAGGAAAAUUCAGAUCUGCAUCGUGCUGCAUCGAAUGGAGAAAUUAAUCAAGUAACCGACAUCCUCAACAAAUGUAUCAGUCCCAGCAACAGCGCUGGAAGGUCUCCACUUGACCUUGCUGUUAUAGGUGGACACCUAAAUGUCGUAGUAGCAUUACUAGCCAGAGGAGCACCUGUUAAUUCAAUGGACAACGAAGGCAAUACUGCACUGCAUCAUGCCGUUACGGGAGGUAAUUAUGAUAUUAUAAGCGCUCUUCUCAGUAAGGAUGCUGAUACUACAAUCAGGAACAAGGAGGCCGAAACUCCGCUAAAUAAAGAAAUUCAAAGAGAACACUUGAAUGUUGUAGAAUUGCUAUUAAAAGGAGGGGCGUCAGCUAAUUUGGCAGACAGCGAUGGGAAUACCCCUCUACACCAGGCUGUUCAGCUCGGAUCUGAUGUUGCUGUUGCCGCACUUCUUAACAACGGAGCCCUUACUGACGUCGUAAACAACGCAGGUGAAACACCAUUAAAUAUGGCAGUUCUAAGAGGGUGUCUAAGUGUUGUGAAGUCUAUGUUAACCGCUGGAGCGUCUCCUAAUGUGGCCAACAACGAGGGAAAUACGGCACUACACCUUGCAGUUUGGCAUCAGGCCUAUGCAACUGUCUCCAUCCUUCUUGAUAAAGGUGCCAAUACUACCCUACGUAAUAAAGCAGGUCAGACCCCAUUAGAGAUGGCAGUUGUAAAAGGAUAUUUAAAUAUAGUCAAAUUAUUUUUGAAAUCUGGAGUGUCAGUUACCACACCGAAUAGCGAAGGCAAUACAGCUUUGCACCUCGCUGUAUGGGAUGGAGCGGAUGCUAUUCUUGUCGCUCUUCUCGAAAGUUCCCCCAAUACUAGUCUAAAGAAUAAAGCAGAUCAAACACCCCUAGAUAUGGCAGUUCUAAAGGGGCAUCUAAAUGCUGCAAAAAUACUUUUAAUGGCCGGAGCGUCUGCCAAUAUUCCGAACAAAGAAGGCAACACGGCGCUACAUCUCGCCGUAUGGCACGGAGCCGAUGCCAACACGGCCAUCAAAAAUAAAGCAAAUCAAACGCCAUUAGACGUGGCAGUUUUACGAGGACAACUGAAUGCGGUCAAACUACUUUUGAAUGCCGGAGCAUCCCCUAAUAUACCAAAUAGUGACGGUAACAACGCUCUCCAUCUCGCUGUUUGGCAUGGAGCAGAUGCGAUCGUCGCGGCUCUCUUGGAAAAAGGUCCUAAUACUACCCUCAAGAAUAAAGCCAACCAAACCGCUUUAGAUGUAGCGGUUCUGCGAGGACAUUUGAAUGCUGUCAAGUUACUUUUAAACGCUGGAGCGUCUCCAAAUGUUCCCAACAAUGAAGGAAACAAUGCGCUUCAUCUUGCAGUGUGGCACGGAGCUGAUGCCAUCGUUGCAGCUAUUCUGGAAAAAGGACCAAAUACUACCCUGAAAAAUAAGGCAGAUCAAACUCCAUUGGAUAUAGCAGUUCUGAAAGGGCAUUUAAAUGCUGUGAAACUACUUCUCAAUGCCAAAGCGUCUCCCAAUAUACCGAACAAGGAUGGCAACAACGCUCUACACCUCGCUGUUUGGCACGGAGCCGAUGCUAUGGUUUCUGUUAUUCUUGAGAAGAGUCCGGAUACCACUCUAAAAAAUAAAGCAGACCAAACUCCAUUGGAUAUGGCAGUGCUUAGAAGACAUUUAAAUGCGGUCAAACUACUUUUGAGUGCCGGAGCGUCUCCCAAUAUACCGAACAAGGAUGGCAACAACGCGCUACACCUCGCCGUUUGGCACAAAGCCGAUGCUAUUGUUGCCGCAAUUCUUGAAAAAGGACCAAAUACUACCCUGAAAAAUAAGGCAGAUCAAACUCCAUUCGAUAUAGCAGUUCUGAAAGGGCAUUUAAAUGCUGUGAAACUACUUCUCAAUGCUAAAGCGUCUCCCAAUAUACCGAACAAGGAUGGCAACAACGCGCUACACCUCGCUGUUUGGCACGGAGCCGAUGCUAUGGUUUCUGUUAUUCUUGAAAAGGGUCCGGAUACUACUUUAAAAAAUAAAGCAGAUCAAACUCCUCUGGAUAUGGCUGUGCUAAAAGGACACCUAAACAUCGUCAGGUUACUUUUGAAAAGCGGAGCGUUUGUUAAUAUACCAAACAAAGAUGGCAAUAAUGCGUUACAUCUCGCCGUAUGGCAUGGGGCCGAUGCCAUUGUUGCUGCAAUUCUUGAAACGAAGCCAAAUACUAGUCUUAAAAAUAAGGCAGAUCAAACUCCUGUGGAUAUGGCAGUUCUAAGAGGACACUUAAGUACGUUGAAAUUAUUGUUAAACUCAGGAGCGUCUGCUAACAUACCGAACAAAGAUGGCAACACUGCUCUACAUCUAGCCGUAUGGCAUGGGGCCGACGCACUCGUUGUUGCUCUUUUAGAAAAGGGCGCAAGUGGUACACUCAAAAACGCAGCAAAUCAAACUCCGUUAGAUAUGGCAGUUCUAAGAGGUCAUCUUAAUGUAGUCAAGUUACUUUUAAACGCUGGAAUAUCGCCAAAUAUACCAAAUAAUGAAGGAAACAAUGCGCUUCACCUUGCAGUGUGGCACGGAGCUGAUGCUACCGUUGCAGCUAUUCUUGAAAAAGUACCAAAUACUUCUCUCAAAAAUAAAGCAGAUCAGACUCCAUUGGAUAUGGCAGUUCUAAGAGGGCAUUUAAACGCUGUCAAAUUACUUUUGAAUGCCGGAACGUCUCCUAAUAUCCCGAACAAGGACGGCAACAACGCACUACACCUCGCCGUUUGGCACGGAGCCGAUGCUAUUGUUGCCACAAUUCUUGAAAAGAAGCCAAAUACAAGUCUCAAAAACAAGGCAGAUCAAACUCCUGUGGAUAUGGCAGUUCUAAGAGGACACUUGAGUACGUUAAAAUUGCUAUUAAACUCAGGAGCGUCUGCUAACAUACCAAACAAAGAUGGCAACACCGCUCUACAUUUGGCCGUAUGGCAUGGCGCCGACGCAUUCGUUGCUGCUCUUUUAGAAAAGGGUGCAAGUGGUACACUCAAAAAUGCUGCAAAUCAAACUCCUUUAGAUAUGGCAGUUCUAAGGGGUCACCUCAACACAGUCAAGUUACUUUUAAAUGCUGGAGUAUCUCCAAAUAUACCAAAUAAUGAAGGAAACAAUGCGCUUCACCUUGCAGUCUGGCACGGAGCCGAUGCCACCGUUGCGGCUAUUCUUGAAAAAGUACCCAAUACUACUCUCAAAAAUAAAGCGGAUCAGACUCCACUGGAUAUGGCAGUUCUAAGAGGGCAUUUAAACGCUGUCAAAUUACUUUUGAAUGCCGGAGCGUCUUCUAAUAUACCGAACAAGGAUGGCAACAACGCACUACACCUCGCCGUUUGGCACGGAGCCGAUGGUAUUGUUGCUGCAAUUCUUGAAAAGAAGCCAAAUACUAGUCUUAAAAACAAGGCAGAUCAAACUCCUGUGGAUAUGGCAGUUCUAAGAGGACACUUAACUACGUUAAAAUUACUGUUAAACUCAGGAGCAUCUGGUGACAUACCGAACAAGGAUGGCAAUACCGCUUUACACCAGGCCGUAUGGCAUGGGGCCGACGCAUUCGUUGCUGCUCUUUUAGAAAAGGGCGCAAGUGUUACAUUCAAAAACGCAGCAAAUCAAACUCCGUUAGAUAUGGCAGUUCUAAGAGGUCACCUGAAUGCGAUCAACUUACUUUUAAACGCCGGAGCAUCGGCUAAUAUACCAAACAGCGAUGGCAACACUGCGCUGCAUCUUGCUGCAUGGAACGGAGCCGACGCAAUUGUUUCCGCAUUGGUUAGCAAAGGCGCCAACACUGCCCUUAAGAACAAAGCGGGCCAAACUCCAUUUGAUAUUGCUUCUUCAAGAGGACACGUGAAAGUGGCAAAUAUACUGCUCAAGACGUGGUCGUGAACUAAAACACUUAUGAGGCCAUAUCAUUCCGACGAGUGCCAAAUGCCCUAGACUUUUUAACACUUGUGUGACGAUGUUGGUCAAUGACCAAUGAUUACCAAGCAAACUGACUUUAGUGCACAUUAUGACUAGAUACAGUUCAUCCAGUUGGUCAAACAGUUGACAGAACUUUACAAUCAAGGAAGAGUGGGCCGUAAACUGUGGAACUGUGUCAAUAAACCGUUUUCCACAGUAAGAUAUUUUUAAAAGUAUUUUCGUACACAUAAAAACUGAACUCUUUUUGUGUCUUUGUGUGCGUAAUAUAUUUUUUGCGCGAUCGGUCAUUUCUGACUAUUUACCAUGGGUGUUUCCAUGACAGUACGUAGAAUUUACCAGUUGCUAUGAUUACGACGAC